GUCGCCGUUGAGUCCACAACAGCAAACAUGGCCUCCCUACGUCUGCUCCUGCUGCUGCUUUUCGCUCUGUGCGCAACAUCGCUCGCGCAGUCUUCCAGUUUGCCAUCAUGCGCUCAACAAUGUUUGAAGAGUGCUUUUGGCACACAGACUUGCGCACCGACGAAUCAGACCUGUAUCUGCACCAACCCAGUCUUCCAGCAGAACGUUACGCUCUGCGUAAGUGCUAGCUGCACCAUUCCAGAGGCAUUGGCUACUCGCAAUAUCUCGCUAGCUAACUGCGGUGUUCCCCUCCGCAAUCACGGUCAGGACUAUGCUGUCCUCUCCAACGUCAUGAUAUCCGUAGCCGGCGCCUUCGUCAUUAUGCGCUUUGCAUUCAAAGGCAUCGUUUCUCGGUCCGACUUUGGCUACGACGAUUGGUGUGUCCUCGCUACUGCCAUAUGCGGGAUCCCGAGUGCCCUUGUUACUGUUUAUGGUACUGUCGCACAUGGGCUUGGGCAGGAUAUCUGGGCUUUGAGUCCACACGAGAUCACGGAGAUGCUGAGGUCCUUCUACACCAUGGCGAUCCUCUACUUCUUGGAGGUCGCAUUGUUGAAGCUGACCCUCAUCAUGUUUUACAUUCGGGUAUUCCCUAUCAAAUCAGCACAAUGGGUACUCUGGGGUACCACUAUCUUUACGGUAGGGUGGGGCAUUGCUUUCGUCAUCACAGCCAUCUUCCAAUGUCAGCCUAUCAGCUACUUUUGGAAAAGAUGGGAUGGCCUUCACGAAGGCAAGUGUCUUGACAUCAACGCAAUCACCGCCAGUCAUGCAUCUAUCAGCAUCGCAUUGGACUUCUGGAUCCUUGCCAUCCCCCUCUGGCAGCUUUAUGGUCUGCAGAUGAGUUGGAAGAGGAAGGUCAGCGUAGCACUGAUGUUCUGUGUUGGCACCUUCGUCACCAUUGUCAGUAUCCUACGCUUGAAGGCACUCGUUCAUUUUGCCAAAUCCGACAACGCAAGCUGGGAAUUCUAUGAUGUGUCGGUUUGGAGUAGCAUCGAAAUCUGCGUUGGAAUCAUGUGCGCGUGCUUGCCAACCGUGCGAUUGUUCCUCGUCAAGAUGUUCCCCAUCCUUGGGGGUUCUUCAGCUCGCAAGAGCAACAAGUACUAUCACUAUGGAAGCGGCAAUGAGCUCGGAAAUCUUAGUCAAAGGAAGAACACGUAUAAGGCAAACAGCAAUGUGUCCAGCCCCCAUUCGGGUGUGUUUGAGGCAGGAGAUGGUGUCACAGUGGAGCACAGCUUUGCUAUAGAGUAUGGUCGCAAGGAAGCGGAUGAGACUAGUCUGGUGAGCCAUAAGGGAAAGUCUAGUCAGUAG
Molecule: messenger RNA, 1344 nt
Organism: Periconia digitata
Lineage: Eukaryota; Fungi; Ascomycota; Dothideomycetes; Pleosporales; Periconiaceae
Source: the annotation of a GenBank genome assembly